Molecule: messenger RNA, 3752 nt
Organism: Panicum hallii
Lineage: Eukaryota; Viridiplantae; Streptophyta; Magnoliopsida; Poales; Poaceae
Product: cell division cycle 5-like protein
Exons: 4
Coding region: 320-3271 (983 amino acids)
Biological process (GO): mRNA splicing, via spliceosome
Cellular component (GO): Prp19 complex; spliceosomal complex
Source: RefSeq, a predicted model, not a curated record
CCCUCCCCUCCCCCAUCCCGGCCCACCCCACCGCCGCCGCCGUCUGCGCCGCACCACCCACCCCGCCCCGCCGGCGUAACUCCCAUCCACGCGGAGCCCCUCCCACCAAAACCGCAGUGCGGGCGCGCGACCCCUCCCUCUAACCUCCACCGCCGCCGCCGCCUUGACGGAACCCUAGAACCCAGGCGGGGGUCGGUUCGUCUCGCCGGAGCGGCCCGACCCCGCCGGGAGCCGACCGCGGCGGAAGCCGGAGACCACCACUCUGCCCUCUACGGAGGAGAAAACCGUGGGAGGAGGCUGAGGGAAGGAGGGGGUCAAGAUGAGGAUCAUGAUAAAGGGCGGCGUGUGGAAGAACACGGAGGAUGAGAUCCUCAAGGCGGCCGUCAUGAAGUACGGCAAGAACCAGUGGGCGCGCAUCUCGUCGCUGCUCGUCCGCAAGUCCGCCAAGCAGUGCAAGGCCCGCUGGUACGAGUGGCUCGACCCAUCCAUCAAGAAGACUGAAUGGACAAGGGAAGAGGAUGAGAAGCUACUCCAUCUUGCUAAACUCAUGCCUACACAAUGGAGGACCAUUGCACCUAUUGUUGGUCGGACACCAUCUCAGUGCCUUGAGCGUUAUGAGAAGCUGCUUGAUGCUGCUUGUGCAAAAGAUGAGAAUUAUGAACCUAAUGAUGACCCGAGGAAGUUGCGACCUGGUGAGAUUGAUCCAAAUCCCGAGUCAAAACCUGCUCGUCCUGAUCCUGUCGAUAUGGAUGAAGAUGAAAAGGAGAUGCUUUCUGAGGCAAGGGCUCGAUUAGCUAAUACCAGGGGCAAAAAGGCUAAACGAAAAGCAAGAGAGAAGCAACUUGAAGAGGCUAGGCGGCUUGCUUCACUGCAAAAAAGGAGAGAGCUGAAGGCGGCUGGCAUUGAUACACGGCAGCGGAAGAGAAAGAGGAAGGGUAUUGAUUACAAUGCUGAGAUCCCUUUCGAAAAGAGGCCACCUCCAGGCUUUUAUGAUACGGUUGGUGAGGACAAGCCACCUGAGCAUGUGCAGUUUCCAACUACUAUUGAGGAUCUUGAAGGGAAGCGGAGAGUGGAUAUAGAGGCACAAUUGAGAAAGCAAGAUAUUGCCAGGAACAAGAUUCUGCAGCGGCAAGAUGCCCCAGCUGCAAUAAUGCAAGCCAAUAAACUCAAUGACCCUGAAGCUGUCACAAGAAGGUCCAAACUAAUGCUUCCGCCACCACAAAUUUCUGAUCAUGAGUUAGAGGAGAUAGCAAAGAUGGGUAGUGCUGGUGAUCCUGCUCUAGCUGAGGAGCUUGGCGAAGGAAGUACUGCCACAAGAGCCUUGCUAUCCAGCUAUUCCCAGACUCCAAGGCUUGGUAUGACACCAUUGCGAACUCCACAGAGAACUCCAGCUGGUAAGGGUGAUGCUAUUAUGAUGGAGGCAGAAAAUCUUGCACGUUUGAGGGAGUCACAAACACCUCUUUUAGGAGGGGAUAACCCAGAUCUUCAUCCAUCAGAUUUCUCUGGUGUUACACCACGUAAGGAGAUACAGACUCCAAACCCCAUGGCGACACCCUUGGCAUUGGCAAGCCCCGGUCCUGGUGUGACCCCACGGGUUGGCAUGACGCCCUCCAGAGAUGGAAAUUCCUUUGUUAUAACUCCAAAAGCUACACCCUUUCGAGAUGAGCUCCGCAUAAAUGAAGAGGUGGAGUUGCAGGACAGUGCUAAGCUUGAGCUUCGUAGACAAGCUGAGCUAAGAAGGAGUCUGCGAUCUGGUUUUGCUUCUAUUCCACAGCCUAAGAAUGAGUACCAGAUAGUUAUGCCACCUAUCACAGAGGAUGAAAAGGAAGAAGCUGAAGAGAGAAUUGAAGAGGAUAUGUCGGACAGGCUAGCGAGAGAGAGGGCCGAGGAACAAGCAAGGCAGGAGGCAUUGCUUAGAAAGAGAUCCAAAGUGUUGCAGAGAAGUCUGCCUAGGCCACCUGCUGCCUCAGUAGAGGUUCUCCGGCAGUCUCUGAUUAAAGGUGGUGAGAGCAGAAGCAGAAGUACCUUUGUGCCUCCAACAUCACUUGAACAGGCUGAUGAUCUAAUAAAUGAGGAACUCCUUAGGCUCCUUGAGCAUGAUAAUGCUAAAUACCCCCUUGAUGAAAAAACUCAAAAAGAGAAAAAGAAAGGGAACAAGAGGCAGGCAAAUGCGGCAGCGGUUCCUGAAAUUGAGGAUUUGGAUGAGGAUGAAUUAAAAGAGGCUAGUUCUUUGGUUCAAGAGGAAAUUCAGUAUCUUCGUGUGGCCAUGGGGCAUGAAAACGAAUCUUUUGAGGAUUUUGUGAAAGCUCAUGAUGCGUGCCAAGAGGACCUUAUGUAUUUUCCUACAAAGAACAGCUAUGGUCUUGCCAGUGUCGCUGGAAACGCUGAUAAGUUAUCCGCUUUGCAAAAUGAGUUUGAAAUUGUGAAGAAGAGAAUGGACGAGGAAGCUAAGAAGGCUUCUCGUCUGGAGCAGAAGAUCAAACUUCUGACACAAGGGUACCAGGUACGGGCUGGGAAACUGUGGUCGCAGGUCCAAGACACAUUCAAACAGAUGGAUACUGCUGCAACAGAACUUGAAUGCUUCCAAGAGCUCCAGAAACAAGAACAGUUGGCAGCUUCCUACCGUGUCAGAAACUUGACUGAAGAAGUGGAUAAACAGAAAGCUUUAGAACGAACACUCCAAAGCCGCUAUGGUGAUUUGAUGUCUGUUUACCAUAGAAUCCAAGAACAGCUUGAGGAGCACAAGAUUCAACUUAGGAAACAGGAGGCAAUAGAAGCAGAAAAUCGUGCUCGAGAGGAGGCUGCAGCACAGAAUUGUGCUGCUGAAGAAGAAAAUGAAAGAAUACGUAAUGUUGAAGUGGGGAAAGAACAUAUGAACAGUGUUACUGAUGAGGAGCCUGCCCCUGCAGGAAGCAAGCAAAUCAAUGAGGAUCAGAUGGACGUGGACAACAAUAAUGUAGAUGGGGAAUUCGUUGGUCCUAUUCCCCCAGCACCAGAUACUCAAGGGGAUAUCAUUGAAGCUUCUGCUCAAGAGAACUCUUCUAAUGCUCCAAGUAGUGAUGGUGUCACCACGAAUGGUGAAGCAUGUGAUAUGGUCGAUGCAUCCAAGGUAGAAAGUCAGGACAAUGCCAGUGGCAGUUUGCUCGUGGAUGCUGGCAAUCAGGAAGAUGGCAAGAAUAGCAUUCCAUUGGUUGGUGCCAGUGAAGGAAAUGCUGCUUUAUCCUCAGAUGGUGCUGUCACAAAUGAGCAGAAUGACAUGGUUCCUGAGUGAAUAUUGUUCGUUGCACUUUUUCUGAAGCUGAAGUCAGUACCGGACAAGGUAAUGAAGGCGAUCCAUGUCAAAGGAAAAUGAAGAGUCUCAAAUGCACUGCUAAAAUAUGCUUGAGACAACACCAUGUUGGUAGUAUCAUGUGUGAAGCCAACUGAACUCUCAUAGAUGCAGAGCUGCCUAGUUUUUUCCCAGCAUUUUACACCCAUUAUUGCUGGGGGACUCUACAGAUGUCAGAUCCUGUAAUAUGUUGAUCCAGUCAUUUUCUUUGGAUGCUUACUAGAUUUGUGAACCCACAUCGUUGAGCCAUGCACUGAACAUUUUACAUUUUUUGCUGGUGGAGACUAGUCGGGUUUCGGAAAAAUGGUUGGAACUGUGGAACCCUUCCAAUAGUGGUGGGGUUUGCAACCUUUUGGAUCGCAUAGCUUUUUCUCACAUGUUAAUUUCCAUUUCUAGAUCACCUAUUGAAUUUGUCUUAAAUCAA